Molecule: messenger RNA, 2035 nt
Organism: Tilletiopsis washingtonensis
Lineage: Eukaryota; Fungi; Basidiomycota; Exobasidiomycetes; Entylomatales
Product: alcohol oxidase
Exons: 7
Coding region: 75-1982 (635 amino acids)
Molecular function (GO): oxidoreductase activity, acting on CH-OH group of donors; flavin adenine dinucleotide binding
Source: RefSeq, a predicted model, not a curated record
CACACGGACCCGCAAGCAGCCGCAGCAAGUACGCAGAAUCGUCCACUGCAGCACAGCUCAUCGUCGCCGCCGCCAUGUCGCCGCUGUCGUGGCUGUGGGGCACGCGCCUCGAGGCCGCGCCCGGCCAGUGCGCCACGCCGUGCGCCUUGCCGGCGCUCUCCAGCGACGCCGUGCGUCCACCAGCGAGCCCGCGCAGCUACACACACAUCAUCGUCGGCGCAGGCACCGCCGGCUGUGUGCUGGCCUCGCGCCUCACCGAGGACCCGGGCUGCCGCGUGCUGCUGCUCAACCCCGGCCCGCGUGUCAACGACGUGCUCUCGCGCAUCCCGCUCAUGAGCAUUGCGCGCUCCUACACGCCCUACUACGCCUACCGCAUCGACAGCGUGCCGCAGCGCGGCCUCGACCCGCCGCGCACCGUCAGCAUGGUCGCCGGCCGCAUCGUAGGUGGCUCGAGCGCCAUCAACGCCUCCGUCUACACCAUCGGACCUGAUGUCGAGCUCGAUGCGUGGGCGGAGCAGCUCGGUGCGCCCAGCUGGAGCGCUGCGUCCUUCAAGGCCCUAUUUGCGCUGCCGCGCCACCGCGGCCAGAAGGACGAUGCGCCGGGCCCGUGGCACACCAGCCAGCCCGUCGAGCACCUCUACCCGCUCACGCGCCACGUGCUGCGGGCCCUGCGCGAGGCUGGCGUGCCCAACGUCGACAAUCCGCACGCCGGCGAGGGCGGGCCCGUCGGCACAGGGAGCUUCAUCGUCCAGCAAACGCACUUUCCAGACGGCACAAAGGCGCACGCCGGCAAUGCGUUCCUCACCGACUCGGUGCUCGCGCGCCCAAACUUGACGCUCUGCACGGGCGUCAGCGUGCGGCGCAUCUACUUUGACACGGCCGGCAACGGGCCGGUGUGCAAGGGCGUCUUCUUCGAGGAUGGCUAUUCGGGCAAUGCCUUCUUUGCCGCCGCCUCGAGUACCAUCCUGUCUGCCGGCUGCUUCCACACACCGCACCUGCUGCAGCACAGCGGCAUCGGGCCACGCUCGCUCCUCGAGCCACACGGCAUCCCCGUGCUGCGCGAGCACCCGCACAUCGGCGCCGGCCUGCAGGACCACGUAGCGGUGCCGCUGCAGUUCCUCGUGCCGUACGCCGACUCGUCCAUCGCCACGGCCGACGGCAUCCGCGCGGCAUGGUACGGCCUGCGCCACGCCUGGGACUACUUUGUGCACGGCACGGGCAGCCUCUGCGCCGCCGGCUUCAUGGAGGGCGCCGCGUGGUUCUCGACGCACGACCUCGUCGAGGAGGCCGACGGCUCGCUGCGCGUCAAGUGCAAGGACCCACGGAGCAGCGUGGCCGACAUUGAGCUGCUCUUCACUACCUUCUGGCUAGACGAGGCCCUGCCGCGCUACGCCGGCAUGGAGGACGGCACGAUGGGCGUGUCAGGCAUGCUCGUCGUGCUCACCCAGCCAGCGUCGUCUGGCAGCGUGGCGCCAUCAUCGGCCGACCCGCGCGAUCCCCCGCUGCUCGACGCCGGCUACCUGACGGACGCGGACGGCUCGGACGUGGCACGCCUCUCGCGAGCCGUCAAGUUCGCCAUGGGCCUGGCACACGGCAUCAACCAGAGCGGCUACACGUGGAUGCCCGCCUCGGUGCCCGGCCGCGACGCCAUGAGCGGCGCAUGGACGUUCGAGGGACACGAGGACGUCACGCGCGACAUGAAGCCGACCGACUUCCUCGACCCGCACCUCGUGCCCGACGCCGCCGUUGAGGCGUACGUGCGGCGCCAUGCACGCGCCAUCUACCACGGCACAUCGACGUGCGCCAUGACGGCGCGUAGCGAGCGCAAGCUCGGCGUCGACCCCGAGACCCUCUCGCUCGACGCUGUGCGCGGCUUGCGCGUCUGCGAUGCCUCCGUCUUUCCUGCCGUGCCGAGCACGCACCCGCAGAGCCUCGUCGUCGCCAUGGCCGAGAAGCUCGCGCGCCAGAUGCGCAGCGAGUAGCUCGCAAUCUAUGUAUACCAGGGCCACUCUGUCUGUUCUCCCUCGUCACUCCG